CCAAGAUCAUUUUGCACAGAGAGACUUCGGGGAGAAGUUUCCUAACAGCGCUUAGUCGGCCAAGACAAACCGGCGAUCUUAUGGAUCAGGAAAACCAUCUGGCCUCAGAGGAAGAUGUCGGAGAACCUUUGGUCAUAAUCGGUCAGAUUCUGCUAAGGCUCCAGCAAACAGUGAUUCUGGGAAUCUCACGAGCACGUCAGAGAGUCCUGCAGGGCUUAACUGUGUUCUCCAUUGUGAUUCUUCUCCUUUUGAUCGCUGCUUUUUUAUAUGGGACCUUCUACUUCUCCUACAUGCCCAAAGCUGCUUUUUCUGCACCGGUGUACUAUUAUUACAGGACAGACUGUGAGUCACCAUCAUCUUUCUGGUGCUCUUAUCCUGUGGCUAAUGUCUCUUUGAUGAGAAGCAAGAACUAUGCGCUGACAUUUGGCCAGGCGUAUCGGAUGUACUUGCAGCUGGAGAUGCCUGACUCCCCCGCCAAUCAUGAGGUUGGAAUGUUCAUGAUCAAGACUACCUGUUUCUCCCAGGGUGGAGACAAACUUGCUUCCUCUGCUCGCACCGCAAGUCAGCUGCAGAAGGCGUCCAGCUCUCGUUUUGGAAUGCUGCGGUACCAAUCCGACCUGCUGAAGACUCUGGGAACGCUACUCUUCCUCCCUGCCUUUCUGAGCGGAGCAGCUGAGCAGAAGCAGGUUGUGGACGUGGAGCUCUUCUCAGAGUUCGUAGAUGACCCAUAUGCCCCAUCAGUCACAGUAGUCAUUGAGGUCCUAUCUAGCAGGGUCCAGAUCUACUCCUCUCAACUGUAUGUGCAUGCCCAUUUCACCGGCUUGAGAUAUUUGCUGUUUUACUACCCCAUCCUGUCAGCCCUUAUAGGCGUGGCUAGUAACUUCACCUUCCUCAGCUUCCUCUUCAUCCUGAGCUACAUCAGUCAGCUGUUGAGACUGCAGCAAAAGCCUGAACAGCUCACAACCAAUGGACACCAGCCAGAGUGGAAUGAUGUGAAUAACCAGCCUGGGAAAGAAAAGGGUCUCAGUACAGAUACUGCAGAGCGACUGGGCCCCCUGCAAACUGAUUCCACAGACCUAAGUGAGGAUGAGCGCCACCUGCAGCUUAGCAGCAACACAGACACACAGAACCAACAUGCACUUAAUCAGGGAGACAUGUACCAAUCCAAGGCAGCCUAAUGAGUUUUAGCCCAAAACUCAUACAGAGAAUUCUGUAAAAGUUUCAAGAUUUCAAAAUUGAAGUAUAGAAAUGUUUUCCCUAAACUUUGCUUCAUAUACUGGGAAUCCCAUCUCCAGACUGUGGUUCAGCUUUUUACUGGGAGAAACUUGUGCUUUGAAUUGACUCCCCAUAAAUACUUUAUAUUUUCUGAUCGUAUGAGGGUUUGUGUUAUGAAUUCGGAAGUAA
Cyprinodon tularosa is the source of this 1404-nucleotide messenger RNA. Its product is annotated as seipin-like. Gene Ontology annotation, cellular component: endoplasmic reticulum membrane. The transcript has 10 exons. The record is from RefSeq and is a predicted model, not a curated record. NCBI's taxonomy places the organism in Eukaryota, Metazoa, Chordata, Actinopteri, Cyprinodontiformes, Cyprinodontidae. Bases 81 to 1178 code for a protein of 365 amino acids. Gene Ontology annotation, biological process: lipid storage; lipid droplet organization.